This is a messenger RNA of Penicillium malachiteum, 225 nucleotides long. RefSeq names its product DNA-directed RNA polymerase core subunit RPB10. The coding region runs from base 1 to 225 and encodes 74 amino acids. NCBI's taxonomy places the organism in Eukaryota, Fungi, Ascomycota, Eurotiomycetes, Eurotiales, Aspergillaceae. The transcript is spliced from 4 exons. Gene Ontology annotation, molecular function: DNA-directed RNA polymerase activity; zinc ion binding; DNA binding. The record is from RefSeq and is a predicted model, not a curated record. Gene Ontology annotation, cellular component: RNA polymerase III complex; RNA polymerase I complex; RNA polymerase II, core complex. Gene Ontology annotation, biological process: transcription by RNA polymerase II; tRNA transcription by RNA polymerase III; transcription by RNA polymerase I.
AUGAUUAUCCCUGUGCGCUGUUUCUCUUGCGGAAAGGUCGUUGGUGACCUGUGGGAGCGUUAUCUGCAGCUCCUCGACGAGGGUAUCCCUGACGGUGAUGCCAUGGACCAGCUGGGCUGCCGUCGCUACUGCUGCCGCCGAAUGGUCAUGACCCACGUCGAUCUUAUUGAGAAGCUGCUCCGAUACAACUCUGCUGAGAAGGAUCGCUCCAAGGCUCUUGCCUAA